GAGAGUGUAAAACCUGCCGACUCUUAGAACUUUUAUCCUUAAAGUUAGAAGAAUUGACUCAUCAGGUCGUGUAAACAGGGACUCUCCCACGGUUUGUCACGGUGGGCACUCAGCCUUAAAUGGUCACUCACUGAAAGCGUCCAGAAACAUGCCUCGCAGCGCGACGUCAUCAUCCGCGCGACUCUCCUGUGGCGGGAGCAACAGUAGCAGCGGGGCUCGCUCUCGCCGCUAUCGGACGCGCGCGCUGACGUCUCAGGUGGACGAGAGCCUUUUUGGAGCACCCAAACAGUCUGCAUUAGAGCUUAAACAUGAGGCUAAAGGAUCCAGAACUCUGUCCCGCUCUGCUCCGGCUUCCAAAGGGCAGAAAACAGAGACUGUCCGCAUCAUCACCAAGGACCUUAUCAGGGACCUCAGAAUUCGGAACAGAGACCCAUCUGGCCAGUCCAUCAUCAUCUGCACAGAAGAAAUUGGACGCAUCACAGCUGAGUCUCGUGUUGCCGCUAAAGAAGAAAAAGAAGCAGUGCUGGAGAGUCAGCGCAGAAUUCGGGAGGAGGCCAUGAAUGCCGCAGAGGAAAGGAAAUCGCUCAUGCACCAGGCAGAUUUGUCCCGUCAAAAGAACCAAGGCCUUAGCGACCUGGAGGCUGAAGCUAGAGAGCGCGCUCAGUACCUGCUUGAAAGGGCUAAUGCUCUAAGGAUGGAGCAAGAAGAUGAGGUCAAGAAGCUCAACGAGUUGAUCCUGGGGGCUCAAUGCCAUGCAGUACGUGAAGCUCAGAUCCUGGAGAGGAAACAAAUUCUAAAAGAGCUACAGGAGGAGGAGAGGAGGCUGGAUGCCAUGAUGGAAGUGGACCGUCGCCGGGCCCUUGAGGUUCAAGAACAGAUUGACCAGCUGCGUAAACAACAGAGGAUUCAAGGAAAGAUGUGCAUCCUAAAACAGAUUGAGGACCGGCUGGAGGAGCGCAUGCUAGAUGACGAAGUGAAAGAACAGGAGGGGCAGCAGAUGCUGGAGAGCCUGGAGAGGAUGCAGAUGGAGGAGCUGGAGGCCAUGGAGAGAAAGAAAGCCGAGCAGAGAAGGCUCCUGCUAGAGAUUCAGAAGAUCAAUGAGGAGAAUCUACUUGCAAAGGAACACAAGAAAGAAGAGGAGAGACUAGCGGACCUUCGUGCUCUGGAGUAUACACACAAGAAACUGGAGCGAGAAGCGGAGUACGAGGCUGAGCAGAAACUAAUAAAAAGAGAGAAGGAGAAAGAGGUAGCACGACUGAGGGCUCUGCAGGAAAGAGACAGAGACCAUAAAGCUGAACAGGAUGAGCUCAGGGCCCGUAGGAACCAGGAGGCUGCAGAGAGGGAAUGGAGACGGAAAGAGAAAGAGCAGGCCAGGAAGAAGCUGGAGGAGGACGAGAGGCUGAAGGCUGCUCGUCUAGAGCAGGUCACCCACAAGGAACACAUGCUGUCCAUUGAAGCGGGCCGAGAGAGGGCAGAGUUUGAGAGGGUCCUGAGGACACAGAAGGAGCUGACUGCACGAGAGAAGGAGAAGGAGGAGCAACACCGGCAGCAGGUCCUCCGUCACGCUGAGGGCGUACGGCAGCAGAUCCGCGAGCGUGAGAUGCUGGCCAUCGCCCGCCGCAGGGAGCUGUUCCGCGAGGGGGAGAAACUGGACGAGGAGGCACGGAGCUGCAGAGUUCGACUGGACGAGAUCAAGGACAAGAAACUGAAGGAGCUAAGGGCGGCUGGACUUCCAGAAAAGUACUGCAAUGAAGUGGAGCGGAAAAUUCAAGCCCUGCCCACUCUGCCAGGUUUGAGGAAUGGAAUUUGGAAGCGGAGGCAGCUGGACGUGGACUGGGGCUGAAAAAUGAUGCAAAACCAGCCAAAAAUGUCACUGAAGUGUUGAGUGGGAGAUUAUGGUUACAGGCUCUAAGUUCAUGACUUAGACAAGAAGAGAAAACAUGAGGUAGGAGUUGCUUGUGUUUAAUAAAUAAUCAUAUUACAUAUACUAACAUCAUACUUUACAUCAUGAAGCAUUGUGUAGGAGUAUAAUCACCCCUCUGCUUUUAGUGUUAUGAGAUGAAUGAGAAUCUCCCAUUUAUAAUCGAGUAUAAACGAUUCAUCCAGACGGUUUAAUUUGGUUAAGUCAACAUUACAUAAUGAACCCUUAAUACUGGCUAAUGUCUGUUUCCCCAAUGUUUUUGAUAUCAGCUUUUUCAUGAAG
This is a messenger RNA of Colossoma macropomum (tambaqui), 2203 nucleotides long. It is a transcript of the gene cfap45, whose product is annotated as cilia and flagella associated protein 45. Bases 149 to 1843 code for a protein of 564 amino acids. The transcript has 13 exons. Lineage: Eukaryota; Metazoa; Chordata; Actinopteri; Characiformes; Serrasalmidae. The record is from RefSeq and is a predicted model, not a curated record.